This is a messenger RNA of Chionomys nivalis (European snow vole), 954 nucleotides long. It is a transcript of the gene Mc1r, whose product is annotated as melanocortin 1 receptor. The transcript has a single exon. Gene Ontology annotation, biological process: G protein-coupled receptor signaling pathway. Gene Ontology annotation, cellular component: membrane. NCBI's taxonomy places the organism in Eukaryota, Metazoa, Chordata, Mammalia, Rodentia, Cricetidae. Gene Ontology annotation, molecular function: melanocyte-stimulating hormone receptor activity. The record is from RefSeq and is a predicted model, not a curated record. Bases 1 to 954 code for a protein of 317 amino acids.
AUGCCCACUCAGGGGCCCCAGAAGAGGCUUCUGGGUUCUCUCAACUCCACCUCCACAGCCACCCCUCACCUUGGACUGGCCACCAACCAGACAGGGCCUUGGUGCCUGCAGGUGUCUAUCCCAGAUGGCCUCUUCCUCAGCCUGGGGCUGGUGAGUCUGGUGGAGAAUGUGCUGGUCGUGAUAGCCAUCACCAAAAACCGCAACCUGCACUCACCCAUGUAUUGCUUCAUCUGCUGUCUGGCCCUGUCUGACCUGAUGGUGAGUAUAAGCAUCGUGCUGGAGACUGCUAUCAUCCUGCUCCUGGAGGCGGGGGCCCUGGUGACCCGGGCUGCCUUGGUGCAGCAGCUAGACAAUGUCAUGGACGUGCUCAUCUGUGGCUCCAUGGUGUCCAGCCUGUGCUUCCUCGGUGUCAUCGCCAUAGACCGCUACAUCUCCAUCUUCUACGCCCUGCGUUACCACAGCAUUGUGACACUGCCCCGGGCGCGACGGGCCAUCGUGAGCGUCUGGGUGGCCAGCGCCUCCUUCAGCACCCUCUUUAUCACCUACUACAACCACACAGCCAUCCUCAUCUGCCUUGUCACUUUCUUCCUCGCAAUGCUGGCACUCAUGGCCAUUCUGUAUGCCCACAUGUUCACUCGAGCAUGCCAGCAUGCACAAGGGAUCGCCCGGCUCCACAAGAGGCAGCGCUCUGCCCGCCAAGGCUUCUGCCUUAAGGGUGCCGCCACCCUCACUAUCCUUCUGGGAAUUUUCUUCCUAUGCUGGGGCCCCUUCUUCCUACAUCUCUUACUCAUCGUCCUCUGCCCUCAGCACCCCACCUGCAGCUGCGUCUUUAAGAACUUCAACCUCUUCCUCGUUCUCAUCAUCUUCAGCUCCGUCGUUGACCCCCUCAUCUAUGCUUUUCGCAGUCAGGAGCUCCGCAUGACGCUCAGGGAGGUGCUGCUGUGCUCAUGGUGA